AUGUUCGUACCCCAGCCGUCGUCCUCGUCGUCGUCGUUGCCUCCACGGCCUCGGUCGUCGGCGGGUGGUGCGAAGGAGGGAGGCCUGGGCAGCGAGUCGUCCGGCACGGGGUCCGCGACGGAGGCGAGGUCCAGGGCGCGGGAGCCCGAAGACCAAGGCCGGUGCGGGAGCGUAACUACAGCGAGUGCCCAAGCCGGCCCGCCACUGGAGACGGGCUCCACGGUGGAGGCGAGGCCCAGGGCGCCGGAGCCCGGAGACCAAGGUCGGUGCAGUGGGAGCGCGCCUGAGGUGAGCACGCCGGCCGAGCCGGAGCCGCAGGCGCCGCCCUGCCCAGAGCCGAGGGCAGCGACCGCGCCCGAGUUGCCAGCGCCGGCCGAGCCCGCCCCGAGUACUUCGAGGAUGGGGCGAAUGGCCUCGGCGAGGGUGGUGCCAACGUGGCAACAAUCGGGGACCCCGAGCGCCUCUGCAGAGAGGGCUCGUAGGGGACCCAGCACCCAGCCGUCGUCCAGCCAGGCCGCCGAACCCCUCCCGGACGUGCUAGGAAGCUCCCGGGAGAUGAUCGAGCGGCUGGAGGCAGCCGUGGUGGGGGAGCGGGCGCAGCUCGAGGCAGACCGCACCGCCCUCGUCGAGGAGAGGGGGCGUCUGGAGGAGGUCGGCCGGCUUUUGGAGGCCCGCAUCGCCUCGGCCAGCGUGAACCAUGAGAGGGAGAAGCGCGUGGUGGCCGAGGAGCAGGAGGCGCUGGGGGAGAUACGCGAAGAAGCCGUUGCCGCGCAGGAGGAGGCCACCCGCUUGGGGGAGAUAUCGUGGUAG
Phragmites australis (common reed) is the source of this 810-nucleotide messenger RNA. RefSeq lists its product as uncharacterized. The record is from RefSeq and is a predicted model, not a curated record. The transcript has a single exon. The coding region runs from base 1 to 810 and encodes 269 amino acids. Lineage: Eukaryota; Viridiplantae; Streptophyta; Magnoliopsida; Poales; Poaceae.